Exophiala aquamarina CBS 119918 is the source of this 1443-nucleotide messenger RNA. RefSeq lists its product as uncharacterized. NCBI's taxonomy places the organism in Eukaryota, Fungi, Ascomycota, Eurotiomycetes, Chaetothyriales, Herpotrichiellaceae. Gene Ontology annotation, cellular component: fungal-type vacuole. Gene Ontology annotation, biological process: proteolysis. The record is from RefSeq and is a predicted model, not a curated record. The transcript has a single exon. Bases 1 to 1443 code for a protein of 480 amino acids. Gene Ontology annotation, molecular function: aspartic-type endopeptidase activity.
AUGCUGUCGCCCAGCAUGCGACCGUCUUUGCUCUUGAUGACAUGCAUCCUCGCUCCCACAACACUGACAGCAGGAGUGCCAAAGAGGUCGAUCUCUUUACCGCUGAACCGUCGCGAUAAGUCUGGUUCAUCAUCCAUCAAUGGCACAUCUCUCCUGACGGCAACAAACUUCGGGUCGGUCUUCGACACCAACGUGACAUUCGGUGAUCAAACCUUCCAGGUCUUCAUUGACACCGGCAGCAGCGAUACCUGGGUCGUGAGAAAUGACUUCACAUGCUUUGACCGCACCUCCGGGCUCAAACUCCCACAAAAGUCCUGCAACUAUGGGCCAGCCUCAUAUGAUCCCAUCAACAGUGCCAGCUAUGAGCUGAUCCCCGACGAGAUCUUCGGCAUCCAGUACGGCGACGGCAUGUCCUCGGGCGUAAUGGCGUAUGAAAACAUCACACUCGCGGGGUUAUCCAUCCGGCAGAAAGUCGGCAUCAUCAACGCCUCUUCACCUAUGGGCGAUGGUGUCAAUGUCGGCGUCCUGGGAUUGGGAUAUCCUUCCUUGACAUCGGCGCAUCCAGGACCGUCGCAGGACAACGAGACGUUCUGGUACAACAGACUUCCAUAUGAGCCUCUCAUCUUCAACAUGUCGGAGCAAGGCUUGAUUGACCCCUAUUUCAGCCUUGCCAUUGCCCGUACGUCGCAAAACGAGACCAUCGGGUUCGGUGGGUACCUCACACUCGGCGGUCUGGCACCGGCGAACCACAGCGACAAGUGGGCCACUGUCCCAGUCGAGAUACACGAAACCAUACCGGCGAAUUUCACGAGCGGAGAAAGGGUCAUCUCUUACUGGACAACAACAGUCAACGGCUUUAGAUACGGGCCUGCAACUCCCGUAGGUGGUGGCUCACAGAAUGACGCGAAGAACCUGACGACGGAUGAUACACGUUUCCAAGUCUUCUUCGAUAACGGCAACUACCUAACUUUCCUCCCUGAAAAGAUCGUUGCACCAAUCAACGCCUUAUUCGACCCUCCUGCCAUCUGGAAUGAUGAGCUCUCCAUCUAUGUUGUGCAAUGUGACGCUGUCGCACCGGCGUUUGGUAUCACGCUCGACAAUCAGACGUUCUUCCAUGACGGGCGCGACCUCGUGUACCAGACGGAAGCAGGCAUUUGCAUAUCGAAUCUCGUUCCGUCCGAGACUAUUAGUAUCGGCGACAUCACCCUACACAUAAUCGGUGCAGGGUUUUACAAGAACGUCCUCAGCGUCUUCGACUUCGGGAAGAAUGAAAUGCGCUUUGCGAGUCUGUUGGGAGAGGUAGUUGUGGGUCACGACUCUAAUCAGUCCACAGGCGAUACCACUGCUCCAGCUCAGAGAAAUGCUGCGUCAAGCGUGGCUGCAAGUAUAAUUUUGGUCAGUGGGCUCGUUGCGGGCCUGCUCUCACUCAUGCUGGCAUGUUAA